AUGUGCGAUUCGGGCAUACUGACGGUAUCGAAUUCGCAAUGGUCGAGCAAGCCAAAGUUUGUACGCUGGAAGAAUGAUAGUCUGAGGAUGGUCCAUGUCUUCUGUAGGCUGAACAAGGCGACUAUUAAGUUCAAUAUCCCGAUGAAGAGAAUUGAACCAAUCUUGCACAAUCUCAUACAAAGUCGAUUCAAAUGCUACUGGCAGGCCGACACGUCAAUAGGGUACUGGGGCAUACCCCUCGCAAGGGAGCACGCCUACAAAACCGCGUUUAACACCCCGCUGGGUCAGUUUUGUUAUCUGCGCAUGGGCAUGGGACUAUCGGGUGCAGUGCAUAUAUACGCAAGAAUGAAAGACAUCCUGACGGGACCGAUACCAUCCCUGCUCGCUGAGGCGGCUAUCUCAGGCUCCGGGGAUGACUCCGCAUUCGAGUACUUCAUGGAAGACGACUACAGUACCCAUACGUCAUUCGAUAGUCAGUACCGUUUUCUCCAUGAGAAAUUCUUCCCCCACAUCGCCUGGUCGGGGCUGAGGCUCAACCCUGCAAAGAGCCACUUCUGGUCGAGGAACCUUAAACUAUUGGGGUUUGCGGGCAGCGGGGAAGGCGGACUCCGCCCAUCGAUCGAUAAAGUGGCGGCAAUAAGGGACUAUCCAGUCGCAAGCAAUGUGGCUGCGCUUGAGCGCUUCUUGCAUAUCAGCACGUACCUGAGGCAGUGGGUACCGGGAAGAUCUGAUCACGCAAAGAUUCUAAAGACGGCAAUACUGUGCAAUAUCAAUAGCAUAGGUGCGCGCAGAGAUUUAGUGCUGCAUUGGAAGCCAGAGCACGAGGCGUCAUUCAAACACAUCAAGGAGUGCAUCGUCAACAACGUCGUUUGGGGAGGCGACCCCACCAUGCAGUACCACCUUUCCACAGACGCAUCAAACCUAGGCAUAGGUGCUGUGCUGUUUCAGCUGGAAGAUGCACCUCCAGGCACCAUCGCGGGACCUCGGCACAGGGAAAGUGAGCGAAUCGUCCUCUUCCCUUCCAAAACAUUCGCGCCUGUGGAAACGCGCUACCACACCACGGAGCAUGAAGCGCUUGCAGUAGUGAGGGCGCUAAGUGAGGUACGCUGGUUGGUUUUGGGGUCGCCAUACCCUAUAAAGGUGUACACGGACCAACAAGCGCUUCUGUCGGUUCUGAAAGGUGACGAGGCAAAAGGACACAUAGCGCGGUGGCAAAUGCAGCUGGCAGAAUAUGAUAAGGAGAUCUAUCAUGUGCCGAGAUCGCAGAAUGUGAUAGCGGACGGGAUGUCGAGGCUUAGUACGAGGCGGGGAGACGGAGAGAUAGAGGUGGCGGUGGUGGAUAUAGAGGGAUGGAAGGAUUGGCUGGAAGAUGAUUGGUAUGGCGUGAUGGUGGAGUAUAAACUGACGGGAACGUUGCCGGCGGGCAAGAUUGCGGGUAAGGCGGGGAAGGAAGGAAACGAGCUGUCAGAAACGGAUAAAGCGAGGUGGCUGUGGAAUCUGAAAUACCAAUCGGCGCGAUUUGUGAUAGUCGAUCCCGAAGCGCCGGACCGACCGCACGGACUCCUAUACCGAGAAAAGAACGGAGAAUUGGCAAUCUGCAUCAGAAAAAGGAACAUCAAGGAAAUCCUAUGUUGGGCGCAUAACGUACAUAGACACUUUGCGGAGUCAAUCACGUUGAAGAAGCUAAUCCGCAAAUAUUACUGGCCGACACGCCACCGCGAUACCUCAUAUUACUGCCGAUCUUGCGAUUCAUGCCAGCGGGUAGGCCCAUUAAAACCUUCGCAAGCGCUACUACCCAUAUUCCAGUUGCAGACAAUGGACUUGUGGGGCAUGGACUUCAUCAGGCCGAUCGCUCCGAUAUCAAGAUCGGGUAACAGAUACAUCUUGAUCGUCGUCGAUUACUUUACCCGCUACCUCUUCACAAGCGUGGUAGCGAGAGCGGAUAGCGCGGCAGUUGUAGUGCUAAUCUCGGAAAUCGGAAAGUACAUCGGAUGGCCGCGCGCCAUAUACAAUGACAAUGGCUCGCACUUCGUAAACGCGAGCGUCAAACAACUACUAGAUGGAUGA
Molecule: messenger RNA, 2067 nt
Organism: Morchella importuna
Lineage: Eukaryota; Fungi; Ascomycota; Pezizomycetes; Pezizales; Morchellaceae
Exons: 1
Coding region: 1-2067 (688 amino acids)
Biological process (GO): DNA integration
Molecular function (GO): nucleic acid binding
Source: RefSeq, a predicted model, not a curated record